This is a messenger RNA of Exophiala bonariae, 1146 nucleotides long. RefSeq lists its product as uncharacterized. NCBI's taxonomy places the organism in Eukaryota, Fungi, Ascomycota, Eurotiomycetes, Chaetothyriales, Herpotrichiellaceae. The coding region runs from base 1 to 1146 and encodes 381 amino acids. The record is from RefSeq and is a predicted model, not a curated record. The transcript has a single exon.
AUGCCAACAUUACCUAGCAUCACUGAGAUGCUGAAGGGUGCUCUCCCAGAGCCGGAACACCCAACCAGACGAGAGUCAAAUCCGGCGAGGCUGCCUCCUCUGGAGUGGAGAAGUCUGCAAGAUGGUCGGAAUGAUGGAUCAUGGGCAUCAUCAAACACGGCACCCUCCACAACCCGGUCAAGCCCGACUCGUGCAGACUAUAACUUGGAAGAUAUAUUCGGAGAGCUCCAAAAUCGGCUGGGCUCCUCGAAUAUUGAUAUAGCCUCCAUCAGGCAGACUCUUCAUCAAGAAUUGCAUGGCCCGAUUAGGCCGGCAUAUGACCAAGGCUGGUAUCAACCUAAUGAUCCCGAAAACAAGUUCCGCUCGAAGCUCGAAGCUCGUAUCGAGGGCAUGAACAGGAACGAGUUGGUGUCCGUGUUUUUCACGCGGAACUCCACCAGAGCUACAUACGGUGAUCGCGUUGUCAUUCCUCGUCGACCUCACGACAAGCAAAGUUCACAAAGUCCAGUGGUAGAAGGUGCAAAAAAGCCCCAUGCAGUCUUGGAGCAAGAGAGGCGCGAACGGCAUCGCGACUUCCAGAACCAGAGUUGUACUCGUUCGCCGGACAUCGCGGCGGAGUGCGGCGGAGAACACGCCGACGAAAGCAAAGAAGCAAGGACUCAGCGUGCGAAGGGGCCGGGCAAAGAUGAACAACUCUGUACCGCGAUAUACUCCCAGGAGUUGAGUGGUAGAGUCGUGCAGUCCGAGCAUGAUGGCCGGUCGCGAGCAGAGAAACUAAUAUGGAUACUGCUGGAUUUCCUGGAGGCAAGUUUAAGUAAAAACAAUGUUCUCCCCACCGCCACUGCUCAGCGAGGCACUCUUGGCCUGGGGAGUGUUAGCCGAAAGCGGACGCUCGAUGAAAUCAAUCAUGAAGACAGGCGAACUUCAGUUGCACUGAGUGCGUGUGAGAGCGACGACGAGUAUCAAAGAAGCCAAUCAACCGCCAGCAGUCCCUGGAAGCGGUAUCGAAGUCACUGCCACUUUCAUGGCUCCUCAUCGACAUUGCGGAGUUUGCCUCCAUCACCGCCGCCCAGCCUCGAGGAGAAUGAGGGCCGAAGUUCUUCUGUCCCUCAGACGGGUACAGAUAUAUUUGACAUGACCAGGUAA